This is a messenger RNA of Colletotrichum acutatum, 1036 nucleotides long. RefSeq names its product oxidoreductase. Bases 121 to 918 code for a protein of 265 amino acids. NCBI's taxonomy places the organism in Eukaryota, Fungi, Ascomycota, Sordariomycetes, Glomerellales, Glomerellaceae. Gene Ontology annotation, molecular function: oxidoreductase activity, acting on NAD(P)H, oxygen as acceptor. Gene Ontology annotation, cellular component: intracellular anatomical structure. The record is from RefSeq and is a predicted model, not a curated record. The transcript is spliced from 3 exons.
GUCUAAUGUCCGAUGAACUCGUGUUCACUGCUCCCUGCCUGAGUAUCUAUUGACUAUUGCUUUUCAAGUGCGGUACUUAAACUCAUUGUUUGAACGCGUCCCAAUCACAUAUCAUCCGCUAUGCCGCUUUACAAGCCACCCAAUCCCAGCGCACCUGUCCUUUCGCAGUUCUCGCUGGAAGGCAAGGUUGCCGCCGUCACGGGCGGCGCCAGGGGCAUCGGCCUCGAAAUCGUCCGGGGCCUGGCUGAAGCCGGCGCCGAUGUUGCUCUAAUUUACGCGACCAGCAAGGAUGCCAUUGAAAUCGCCAGUCAGAUUGCCAAGGACACAGAUGUGAGCGUGCGCGCCUAUCAAAGCGACGUUCGGUCUCGGGCCUCAAUCACUGCCACGGUUGACCAGAUUGUUGGAGACUUUGGGCAUCUUGAUGUCAUGGUCGCAAACUCUGGCGUCUGCGCUGAUAUUCCCAGCCUUGAGUACACCGAGGAGACAUGGAAAGACAACAAUAGUGUCAACCUUGAUGGUGUCAUGUGGACGGCGCAGGCUGCAGGGAAGGUCUUCAAGCAACAGGGGCGCGGCAAUCUUAUCAUCACUGCGUCAGUCAGUGCGACACUGGUUAAUAUCCCUCAGCGACAGGCUGCCUAUAACUCUUCAAAGGCCGCCGCCGUACACUUGGCCAAGAGUCUCGCGGUAGAAUGGGUGGACUUCGCACGGGUCAACAGCGUUUCUCCGGGCUUUAUUGAAACGGAGAUGUUGUAUGUUCAACCAAAGGAGCGCUUCGAUAAGUGGAUGGAGAUGAUUCCCGGGAAGCGUAUGGCCGAGACAUCUGAACUCAAAGGCAUUUAUGUUUUCCUGGCAAGUGAUGCAUGCUGCUACAUGACGGGGGCUGAUAUCAUCGUUGAUGGAGGAUACACCCUUACAUAGGGAAAUACCCUGAUUUAUGGAACAUGCUGAACCUUCGAUUUCUUUGCCCUGCCCGGCAGAACCGAUUGGCUCAGAUAGCUUGGUGCUUUUCUCCAGAUAAAACCGCAUUUUCACCAGU